Malus domestica (apple) is the source of this 931-nucleotide messenger RNA. RefSeq lists its product as uncharacterized. NCBI's taxonomy places the organism in Eukaryota, Viridiplantae, Streptophyta, Magnoliopsida, Rosales, Rosaceae. The record is from RefSeq and is a predicted model, not a curated record.
GGCACGUGACCAUGCUAGAUAAUUAAAAUAAAAAUAAAUAAAGAAUGAGAGAGAGAGCACCUGGUGCAAAUAAAGCAGAACACCAGCGAGAAGUAACAGAAAGAGCAGAACGAGGAAGAGGAACAAACUAUGGCUGCAAGCUUCUUGUUUGCGUGCAAUUUUAAUGUAAACCAUGGCUGUAUGAAUGAUAAUCCGUUACCCAAACUGUUCUUGGGUGCUGGACACAGAAUCCGGGAUCAAACGCUUUCAAAUAGAAAUCAAACCCAUCAAUGCUUUCUAACAAGGAAGUCCUCUCGUAGGUUUUCCGUUUCUGCUGUCACCAAAGGUUCCGCGAAAUCAAGCAAGUCUGAUGAGAAAAUCCCCUCGUGGGCUAAACCGGAUUCAGACGAGCCUCCUCCUUGGGCACAGAAUGAAGGCAAGAAAGAUGAUGCACAAGAGGGAUUUGAGGUUCCCUUUUUUGUUUAUCUACUCGCCUCAGCGAUCACUGCAAUUGCCGCAAUAGGUUCUGUUUUUGAGUAUGUGAACGAAAGGCCAGUCUUCGGAAUCUUGGGUUCAGACAGCAUAUUUUAUGCUCCAGUCCUUGGAUUUUUUGCAUUUACUGGCAUUCCCACUUCUGCAUUCCUGUGGUUCAAAUCUGUUCAAACUGCUAACAAGGAAGCUGAGGAGCAAGACAAGAGGGAUGGAUAUCGAUAGGCAUUGAAUAUCUCGGUGAGCUCCACAUAUGCAAUCCGCAGAAACCAGCAUAAGUGUUUGCAGAUGAAUUUUUUUUUUUUUUUUUUAUGACAUAGGAACACAACUUACCAAUGAAACAUAUCAUUUGUUGUAGUUACCUUCAGACAAAUGCAUCUCAUAUUCUCAUGUAUGAGAAAGUAUAGAUGCCUCUGCACAUACCCUAGCAUGAAAAGAUCUAUCAAAACUUUUUCUUUGGAAA